This is a messenger RNA of Vavraia culicis subsp. floridensis, 2634 nucleotides long. RefSeq lists its product as uncharacterized. NCBI's taxonomy places the organism in Eukaryota, Fungi, Microsporidia, Pleistophoridae. The transcript has a single exon. The record is from RefSeq and is a predicted model, not a curated record. The coding region runs from base 1 to 2283 and encodes 760 amino acids.
AUGGCCAACUUCAGAGAUAAAAUUGACACGCACUUCCAGAUAAUUAUGAAUGAGGUGGGACUGGACCCGGUACAAAUGCAGUAUUUUAUUGCAAACUUGCCUAUAGAAAAGAAAAUGAAGAUGAUUUUGAGCGUAAGCAAGCGAAAGGCCAAAACUCUGAUGUUCAUUGAUUUCUUUGGGCAGCUCAAGAAUGAAACGUGUACAGAAGCGUUUUACUGUGUAAAAAAAACAUUUGAAGCGGGAUUAGAACACAUGAAGAUGCUGAAUGCCGCCAACUUCUUGUGCGAUGCGCUUGCACGAGGUGUUUCUGUACCUGAAUAUUUUGAACUCAUCAUUUUAUUCCAGAAAAGCGGUGUAUCAUUCCCCGAUAAGCUGUAUGAAAGCGUUCUUAUGCAUGUGUUUAUGAAAAACGUGCGUAUGAAAGAGUUUGGAUCGGCACACAAUUUGUUUUUUGAAUGGCUGGAGAUGUGUGCAAAAUCAGAUGCGUUGCGAAUCAAAAUCGAAGUGCUGAAAUCGAAGUGUUGUGUGAGUAACAGUGUGCUGAGUCACAUUCUUAAACACAUAAUGGCUAAGAGUGAAAUUAACAAUGAGCUAAAUUUCUUGCCGUAUCUGAUAAAUGACCCGUUUGUUGAUCAUUUGUUGUUGUCACUGAACUUUUUAGGACUCAUAACACCGAAAGUAAAGGACAGAUCGAUGAUUGAUAGCUUGAAGGGCACCGCUGUGGUACACAGUCACGAAUACACGAAGUUCUUGGAUGGUGCACUAAAUUUUUGUGAUUUUAGUGAGGAAAAUUUUUUAGAAAAUGUAAAGCGGGAGAUAAAGAAGUACCUGGCCGAUCAGUCUGUCAGGUUAGCGGUAGAACUCAAAGAGAUCGAAAGGAACAAAAAUGAGUAUAUACGGGUUAGUGGUGAAAGAGGAAGAAUUGAUGGCCAAAUAUUGAGCAGUGUGAAGGAUAAUUACGAAGUGAAAGACGCAUUAAACACGGAAAUGGUUGGCAAGCGGACUACUACAUCUGACAAAAAUGUGGACAAGCAUACUUUAGAAACUGCUUGUUCAGCAGAUGCUGAUCAAUCACGAAACACGAACAACAAAACUGCAAUCAAAAGCGAAAUUGUCAGUAAAAACAAAACAGACGUAGAGGAGCUGACCAAGAAAAUGGAUGAUACUUUACCUAUUUCGAAUAGUAUAGAUGUAAAGAAGGUCGGUGAGGAUGGCAAGACGGCAAAAUCACUAAAAAUUUCAAAAAAACCGCCUCGAAGACCCCCGGGCAGGGCUACGGUCAAAAAGACCAACCCUGAAAUCGUAAAGUGGCGUUCUAAAAAUUACAAGGUAUUGCGUUUGGAACGAAACAAGUGUGAAAUAUUCAAAAAAUACGAUGAAGAGGAAUUAAUGAAGAAGUUUACAGAGGACGAUUUUGUACCAUUCAUAAGAAAAAUGGAAAAGGUGAAGAUUUGUAACGAAACUAAGGAGACAAACAAGGGCAUCUUUCCGAUGAAAAAAAGUUACGCCCUUUCGAUUGCACUUGGACGCGUAAAAGAUGCAGAUGAAACAUUCAUCAAGAAGAUUAUGAACCUGGAAAUGGUUGAUGAGAACGUAGUGAAGCAGAUUCUCACGUACUUUCCCACAGAAAAUGAAAUCGCACAGAUUAAAGAAGGUGAGGAUCUUGGCCGAGCGGAAAUGUUCUACAAGGUCGUGAUAUCUGAUAUCGGCACGUUCUAUGAGUGCUUGAAUUGCAUUCUAUUGAGCUAUAUCCUGAGCAGAACCGAGCUUAUGAACAUGAUCGAUAUCUUAGAAAACGUUAUUUCUUACAUUAUGGUCGACGAAUUCCUCGCAGAAUUUGUGAAUGUGUCGUUGUUUGUUGCAAAUAUCUUAAGUAAGUGUGCAAUAGAAGGCUUUCUUAUCGAUAACUUGAACGAAUUUAUCCAAGACGAGAAUAGAAAACUGUUCCAUCUCAUUCUGUCCAGAAUUGAGAAUGCUUACAAGAGAAGCGAGUAUUUAUCGCAGGCAAAGGCGAUAAACUAUGAUCUUCUGUGCAUGGAAUAUGAGGAAAUUUUGUUGUUACAUUCCAAAAUAAAAGAAAGCAAGUAUGAUUUGGUAGAGGGCAAAAACAUGACAUUUACGAAAAAUAUUGAACAAAUACAAGAAAAAUUUACAGCUUUGAAGAAGAGCUAUGAAAAGUUAAGCAACUAUCUAGGCAAAAAUAUUGAUGAAAAGGGAUUUGCACUGCUUGACAUGUUUUAUGAAAAAGCAGGAAAGUAUUAUAAAACGAGCAAGGGAUGCUGAUACGAAGUAACCACGGAUAUUCGCAGUAUAAAGGAUACUUGUUUGACCGUACCGUUGCGCACACCGAUAGCAGUUUGUUAUUUAAAUAGAACCGUGAAUAAAUGAUUUUUAAACGUAUUGUUAUCUGAGGAUACAUUGCUUUUCAAUUUAUAACGAUCAAUUCAUGAUAGCUGGUAUGAAGGCGAUUUAUUGAAUAUUUUACCAUCUCAACGGUUUUGAAGCGUAGUGGUCAUAUUCUAUGGUGCCAUUCAUUGUAGCAUCGAGAUGUAGUGUUUGUGUCAUUUUUUCACAAAAAAAAAGAUUUGUCUAUCUGCUCAUACGUCAACAUCUAAAGAACAUAUUUUUCUGGUU